Anoplophora glabripennis (Asian longhorned beetle) is the source of this 520-nucleotide messenger RNA. RefSeq lists its product as uncharacterized. The coding region runs from base 175 to 492 and encodes 105 amino acids. The record is from RefSeq and is a predicted model, not a curated record. Gene Ontology annotation, molecular function: peptidase inhibitor activity. Lineage: Eukaryota; Metazoa; Arthropoda; Insecta; Coleoptera; Cerambycidae. Gene Ontology annotation, cellular component: extracellular region. The transcript has 4 exons.
GUAGUGAUAUUCCGAAAUAAUUUCCGAUGUCACUGUGCAGAAAACAAUGCAACAGUUUGUGUCCCAUUAAUUUAUCAAGAAGAACUUGACGGCAAGACAUGUUCAGGAGAUUACUAUUAUUACGACUCAUGUACGUUUUGCGAAUGCGAUGACAGAAAAAAAAAGUUGCAAUGUAUGCCCAUUUCUAAUUGUCAAUUGUCCAGCGGAGGCAUAUGCAACGACGGCGAAGUAGUUUUUGAAGAUAAUUGCUACAAGUGUAACUGCGCGUACACAAAAUUUAAAAAGUGUGUUCGCUCUGAAGAGUGCCUCAAUGAAAAAAAAAAACCAGGAAACUGCUACAUUAUUCAGAAUUAUUAUAACUCGUUAAUUCAAUUCUUCUGUACAUCGGCCCUAAAACAGGAAUGUUAUAACGAUUAUGAAUGCCCAGGAAUAAAAAAAUGCUGCCGUGUUGUCGACUGCUAUUUGCGAUGUGUAGAUCCUUAUUUUGAUUAAACAUUCCGUAUAUAAUAAUCUAUCACUA